UGCGGUGCACAGGGAGCAGUGAAGGUGUCAUUAGCACCUACUUGUUACUUCUAACCCCAAGCCAUUUGCGACAAAGCACAAGCCUACACAUUGCAUGAAGUCCUCAUGGCUGCUCAUCCCUAAAGUAAACAUUGGCUUGGGCCGCCUCUGCCCAGGGAUGGCUAUAAAGCCUGGGACAUACCAGAUGAGACAUCAGUGCAAAGAACCGUGCAGAGAUAAUCGCUUGUUGGGAAUGGAGAAGAUCAACACUAUGGACAUUGGUGGGACAGCUAGUGGUUUGCUUAGUUCGGAGGGCUCCAGCUGCAAGCACCUCAGGCAUCGCAAGUCCUUAUCUGAGAGGUGGAAGUGUGAGCCCAGAGGACCAGCCAAGACAGAGUCUCAGCGACCUCACAUGUUGUUCUGGAGACCUUGGCUUGUUAAAUCCCAUAAACCAAAGACCCAUAUCCAUCCAUAUGCCAGAGGCUUGUGUGAAAAUCCUCAAGUACAGAAGCCUGUGGAGUACAACCAUCCUGUGAGAUUAUUUUGGCCCAAAUCAAAGUCAUUGGCUCACACCUACCAGGAGGCAGCAGAUUUGCUUAGAAACUUUCCUGUUCAAGCCACAAUAUCUUUCUACAAUGACUCAGAGUCAGACACGGACAAUGAAGAGGACAGCAGUGAGGAGGAACAUGACUCAGGAUUUGAAUCAGAAUAAUAGCCCACAUUAUUUUGCAGAAGAACUAUUGGACUACUACUUGUGUAUAUCUAUACAUUUGUACACAGGUAAAACCGAAGCUUGCAGAAUGCCACUGAAAUAAAUACAGUCCAGACUCUGGCCCUCAAACUCCAGCAGUUUAGUAUCUGUUGGUCCUUGGAUCAGAAAGCUGUUAUAUGUAUGGCAAUGUUAAAUUUGGACUUCAAUGAUGUUGGGGCCCAUGAAAAUGAACUUUUGGGGGGUCACACUAUUUAUAUAAAGUAGAACUGUCAUAUUGAUGGCCCUUUAGGAGUUUCCAAACAGCAGUGCCCAGCAAUCCCAGGAUCACCAAAAAGUGAAAGGCUUUAGGAUAGAAACAGUAAUAUAAAGUGGUACCUUCAUCUUGCUCUAUUGUUUCUACUAUAUCUUCUGGUUAUAUAUAUAUAUAUAUAUAUCUGGCAGCCUCAAUCUCUUUCAAGAGGCUAAUAUCCUCAUGAGCUGCUACAAUGCCUGCACACUGUAGAGAAACAUUUGUAGGGUUUUCAGUCUUACUACCUUCAUCUUCUGCUGUGUGGUAACCCACAAGGGGGCUCCAUGCAGUUCCUCCCUGUUUGGAUACCCCCUAAGCACCGUUCUAAGUGUGCACUUUAUGUGUAGAACUAGAGAACAUUUGGCCCAUCUGAUGACUUUGAUAUACAUUUGUAUGGCCACUCAUACAGAGUAGCACAUGGUUUGACCCCCGUACAAUCACCUUUACGUUACAUAUUGAACUGCCAUGUGAAAUGUAUAAUGAAAAGCUUCAAAUGACAGAUGAAGUAGGGGCUUAAAGCAGGAAAGGUUCUCAACCAGAGCACUUUUCUUUUAAAAGAAUGAAAGCAGCAAGGGUGUUUCUGCUCUUGCAACGAGAUGGUUGAGCAUCAUUCUCUAAAUGGUAUGUGGGAAAAUUUGAAGCACCUCUUUAAUAUAUAUAAUGUAAAAAUGUAAGAUAUGAUAUAUAUAUAUAUAAGUGAAAUUAUUUAUUUGUAUGAUAUGGUAUGGCAUUUUCUAUGACUUAUUAAUAAAGUUGUAAUGUUAAACGUA
Messenger RNA from Xenopus laevis (African clawed frog), 1750 nucleotides. RefSeq names its product ripply2 homolog, gene 2 L homeolog (gene ripply2.2.L). Lineage: Eukaryota; Metazoa; Chordata; Amphibia; Anura; Pipidae. Bases 95 to 691 code for a protein of 198 amino acids. The record is from RefSeq and is a predicted model, not a curated record. The transcript has 4 exons.